UUGGGUGCUCUGAGGCUGUUGUGAACAUCACUGAGACCCUGGGCUUGGGUGCCCCCAGCUGCUGCCCAGUCCAGUGUGGGACUUUUCUGGUUGGGAAGAAAUCAUCAGCUGAGAAGGAGUCAGACAUCAAGCCGAAGUCAUACCGGCUUCCUUGCCAGGGGGAGGAGCUCUCCUCGCUUCCGAUGACACGGUCACCACAGCAACACCUCCAGCAACCGAAGUGCAGGGAGCCCGCCCGCUACUGCUCCGGGAAUGCAGUGGUUAAAAACCCGCACCGAAGAACUGCAAUGUCGGCAGCCCGGAAUGAUUUGUUAGAUGAAGUCAAGAAUACGCCCCCUAAGCACAUUUUGGGCUAAAAAUGGACAACUGCUUUGUGGAAGAAGUGGCUGCAUCACUGGUGAGAGAAUUUCUCAGUAGAAAGGGUUUGAAAAAAACAAUCACUACCAUGGACCAAGAGCUCCCACGUUCUGCCCUUAGUAUCAACAACAGGAAUGAACUUCGAAGUGUCCUACACCUGCACUCCCUGUACAAACAGAACAAGGCAAAAGAGAACCCACUGAAGACACUUCUUGAAAUUAUUACUAAUUAUUUCCUGGAGCGCCAUGGGAGUUCCAGAAGGAUCAGUUCAAGUUCUGCUCUGUCAGCUCCUCAAAAUAAGAGCUCAACAGCUCAUCCACCUGACAGCUUGGAUGAAGAUCAUCUGCAUGGGGCUUCCAUUGUGCCUGAGGAGAGUGAAACCAAAGCCUACAGAGGUGAUGCCAAGAAUCCACCAGAUAAAAUCCUUCCAUCCAGAAAACAUCAGAACAAAAGUGAAAAAUGCCACACAGGGACAACACCCAACCCCCAUUUACCCUCUGAUGGGGAUAAGUUAAAAGAUAGUCGAGAAGAUUUAAAAACAGCAACGAUUUCUGAGGAGCUGAAAUCCAUGGUGAAGGAGAAGCCAAAGCCCAGGUCUGGUCUCAUUGUCAGAGGAAUGAUGGCUGGACCAGUAGCCAGCUCACCAGAGGAUCUGCAAAAAAAGAAGCUCUCAAAACAACCCACCAGCAUGAGCAGCACAGCACAGUUCAAGGGUGAAGGACAUGAAGAAAAUUACCAAUGUGUCCCAAGUACUGAUCUGCAAGAAAGCAAAGGAUCUCCAACACAAGUAAACAUGGAGUUGGCAUCAAAGAAUCUGUCAAGCUUGAAUACAAGUUCAUCCUCUGAAAAACUAAGGAACUACCCCAAAGGUACAGAUGACUCUUUAGCAGCACUUCUGUCCGAAAGAGACAGGAGCAAGACAGAAGAAAGAAAAUCAGUUUCAAGCUUUGGUACAGACAGCCAUGAAAAAAGCCUUAAAGUGAGUGCUUCUCACAGACAUUCAGGGUCUGGAAGAGAGAAGAGAGAAAGAUCCCUCAGGAAAAUAGAGUCUCGUUUGUCAGGCCACAGGAAGUCUCCAACAUCCACUUGCUAUAAAGAAGACCAGAUGAAAGAUGUCCUAGAAUUAGUUGAUGUUGAAGAUGAGGAAAUAACUGGAGAUAUUUGUAGGAACACAGAUCUUUCAACACUCUCUAUGCUUCAAGUUGUACCAAAGGCAAUUGAUAUUUCUCUUGCAAAAGAAUUAAAAAAUCUUUUAUUUGGCUCUACUCUUUCUUGCUUCAGUGAAGAAUGGAAAAUGCAGAGCUUUACAUUUAGUAACACACCACAGUUAAAAUAUGGCAUCGUGCAAAAAAAGGGUGGCCCAUGUGGAGUUCUGGCUGCAGUUCAGGCUUGUGUCCUACAACAGCUUCUCUUUGCAGACAGUAACAAGAAUAAAGACACUCGUUGUCUCCAGCCUUCAGAAACUCAGAGGACCAAGUGCCUUACCAUGGCUAUUGCAGACAUUUUGUGGCGUGCAGGAGGCAACGAGAAAGCAGUUGUGGCCCUGCCAUCAGGAAGACAACAGUUCACUCCCAUAGGAAAGUACAAGGCAGAUGGAAUCUUAGAAACUCUAAUACUACAUAGUGCCACAAGAUAUGAAGAUCUGAUUGUAUUUCUUCAGCAGAAUAUUCACCAGUUUGAAAUCGGUCCCUGUGGUUGCAUCCUGCUGACUGUGUCUGUCAUCUUGUCAAGAUCUAUCAAUCUGGUGCGCAAUGAUUUUGACGUCCUUACCAACCGCCUGAUUGGCAGCCAUGGUUACUGUACUCAGGAAUUGGUGAACUUGCUUUUGACUGGCAAAGCUGUGUCCAAUGUUUUCAACAACGUGAUAGAGCUGGACUCUGGAAAUGGGAAUAUCACAAUUCUGAAAGGUAUCACGAGUCGCAGUGAUAUUGGUUUGCUGUCCCUCUUCGAGCAUUAUGAUGUUUGCCAGGUUGGUUGUUACUUGAAGACCCCCAAAUACCCGAUUUGGUUGGUAUGCAGUGAAAGCCACUUCAGUGUCCUUUUUUGUUUGGAAAAGGAUGUACUUGAUGACUGGAAAACAGAGCAGAGAUUUGAUUUAUAUUAUUAUGAUGGCUUGGCCAACCAGGAAGAAGAAAUACGAUUAACAGUGGACACAACUCAGAUGUGUGCUGAAGAUAAAGAAAAUGAUCUCACUCCCCCACUUGAGCACUGUAUUAGGACAAAGUGGCGAGGAGCAGUUAUUGACUGGAAUGGCACAGAACCAAUCUUAUGACUGACCUGACCUGCACUUUAUCUGUAAAGACAAAAAGGAAAUGACUGAAUUAGCACAUUCCUAUUCCCACCAAUACAGGAAAUAGGACAUGAGUUGUGCAGUUUACGGUGAGGAAGAAUGACAGGGCUUGCAGGCUGGAAGAGUUUCACCUCAAUCACCUCUUGCUUCAGAUAUUUUGCUUAUAAUAUAAACAACACUUACGUAAAUUCCUUGCCACUGCCUUUAACAUACAGCUCCUGAGAGCAGACUCAGUUUCCACCUCUAAGUCAAGGUUACAAAUGAAGCAGUGAAGUCGUCAACGUCCCCUUGAGGUCUCUUUCUGGAUCCACUCAGUAUCCUGCAAUUGUUUCAAAGCAUCUGAUGAAAGAGACUGAGCCCAGUUUAUUGUCACUGUAUGCUGUAUGCCUUCCCUCUACUGCCUAGUUAUUCACCUUCAAAACUCGAGUGCAAGUGUAUAAUAUCAUCCAAGAAAUAUAUAUAUAUAUUCACUUCUCUACCUGGUACCAGUAAGUCUCAUUUUGCACUGAACAGAUUGGUGACCAUAUGGGCUCUUCAGGUAAAGCCUGACCUAUCCAAAGCUCUUGUUGUGUCAUAAAAUUUGCCCUCAGGAUUAUGGUUUUGUGUUACCAGAACAUUAGUACAUACUUUAUACUGGAUGCAAUUGGUGCUUAAAGGUGCCUCGUGCUGGUGUAACUUAUUUUUCUUUCUGGAUAAGAAAAAGCUGGACCAUAUCUUUAAAUUUCUACCAGUGUGUCUACUUAGACUCUAGGGUUUAUUUACACCAUAGUGACAGAUAAGUUCUGUGGUUUGCUUCUUCAUAAUUACAAGAAAACAGGAGAGCUGUUAGGUUUGAAAAUUAAAUGGUGCCUAUCUGUGAUAGCUGCCAUUUUUCAU
This is a messenger RNA of Calypte anna (Anna's hummingbird), 3523 nucleotides long. RefSeq names its product MINDY lysine 48 deubiquitinase 4 (gene MINDY4). Bases 359 to 2629 code for a protein of 756 amino acids. The transcript has 19 exons. Gene Ontology annotation, molecular function: cysteine-type deubiquitinase activity; K48-linked deubiquitinase activity. Gene Ontology annotation, biological process: protein K48-linked deubiquitination. The record is from RefSeq and is a predicted model, not a curated record. Lineage: Eukaryota; Metazoa; Chordata; Aves; Apodiformes; Trochilidae.